Molecule: messenger RNA, 1269 nt
Organism: Cokeromyces recurvatus
Lineage: Eukaryota; Fungi; Mucoromycota; Mucoromycetes; Mucorales; Mucoraceae
Exons: 3
Coding region: 1-1269 (422 amino acids)
Source: RefSeq, a predicted model, not a curated record
AUGACUGCAACAGCAAGUUUAACAUUAACUAAUUCCGAUUCAAAAAAACAAUCGACUCAAACAGACGAAAAAUACUUGACAUUUUUUACACAUAGCGGUUUUCAGAAUCAAUUAAUUCAAGUUGAAAAUGGCAUAUUGUUAGCUUGGUAUUUAAAUCGGACACUGAUUUUACCCAAAGCUCUAUUGGGUGAAGCAUUUGGCUGGAAUCCAUUUUAUCGACUCGAAUUACAUCAUAAAGUACGCGAUACAGCCAAUAACGAUUGUAAACAAUUUAAAGAUAAAAAAUCUCGAAAGUUAGCAUCCUGCCCUGAUCCUUUAAAAUACACAUUGGCUUCCUUUGAUGAUUUAUUUGAUUUAUCUUGGGCUAAAAGACAUAUCAAUAUUAUUGAGCGUGAACAAAGUGAUUUUGAUUGGCUUCAAACUCGAUUUGGAAUUAAAAGAGAUAUUUUAAAUUCAAAAAAUAAGAGUCAACAACAAGCAACUGGCGUCUAUAUUGAUAGAGAUAUUUUAUUUUUCAAAGAUAAAACAAGAUAUGAUUGGAGAAUAUAUGAUGUUCCUGUAAAGAAUCCAUUUUUGGGAAAAUAUACUGCAAGUCUUGAUGUCUCUCAGUUAAAAAAUUAUUCACAAAAGUUAAUCCAUUUUACAAGCUUGUUUGGUACAGGUAAAUUUCCUAUAAAAAAGUCUGAGAAUAUUGAAUUUUUCAAGUCACUUCAAAAAAGUAUGACCUAUAAACAUCCUGCUGUUUUGAAGAUUACAGAUGUUGUAGUCGAAUUACUGGGAGGUGCUGGUAAUUAUGUGGGUGUUCAUCUAAGGACAGCUGACGGAUUAUUUGUAAAAGAGUUACCCGAAAAUAUUCAGUAUGUUAUAAAUCAUAUUAGCACUCUUUCUUUUUCAUCUAAAGAUAAUUUAUCCAAUUAUAAUCAUUAUUCACUUUCAGAAUGUGUUUUACUUGCAAAAGCGAAUCAAACCACCUUAGUUUUCCUGGCAACUGAUGCUAUUCGAUCAAGAAUGGAUAAGCGAUUUCACCAUCUUUGGUCUCAUUUACCAUGUACAUUUACACUGGAUGAAAUAUUAGAAGCCAAUAACCCUAUAUGGAGUCAUAUGGAUAAAUAUCGUACAUCACAUACAGGUGAAAGUAUGCGAAAAUAUCUUAUACCUUUAGUGGAUGCCCUUGUUGCAAGUAAAGGUGUAAAGUUUGUAGGAACUAAAGGUUCUACUUUUUCUGGAUAUAUUCAUAGACUACAUCAAAAUUACUGGUCUAGUACAUAA